AUGUUAACAUCUCACAGCCUCAUCAUCAUAUCACGAUUGAGAUCAAAAAUUGCGGGCUAUGCUCAUUCCUCCUUGAUCCCAAACAGCAAGAAUGGGGGCCGUUUGAAGCCAGAUCACGAAUUGGCUCCCAUAGCCCGCCCAAAUGAUGAUAGCCCCGAGAAAGAAAUCAACCAAAGCCGCGCGCCAAUCCACGCGUGUCCUCGUACCGUAAUCCGUCGUUCUGUUGGGAUCGCGAGGGCCGUUGGGCCAAUCGAUGAUCUCGUUAUCGAUCAACUAGUGAUGAGACGUUUGAGGCUCGGCAGGGAUAGCGGAGACGCCAGCAGAGCACUCCUACGCAGACCGACGUCUAUGUAUCGGGGAUUCGAACAUACACGACGAGUGAGGAGAUGCUCGUAG
Prunus armeniaca (apricot) is the source of this 396-nucleotide messenger RNA. The record is from the annotation of a GenBank genome assembly. Lineage: Eukaryota; Viridiplantae; Streptophyta; Magnoliopsida; Rosales; Rosaceae.